UUCAAAAUUUUCUUUCGUACAUACAACAGACCUGAAAAACUAUAUACUGAAUCACACGAAUUGAAAUUAGAAUUUAAUAAACCGUAAUUCAUUGAUAUGUAUUAAUGAAAUUAAUAAUACACUGAAACAAACUAUUCCUUAAUCUAAAACUUUUGACCAAUCAGAAAGCUUUUUACAUGUCACUAAACUUAAUGGAUCUUAGCAGUUUGAAAGCAGACUGAAAAUGGGUCUGGAUCAUGAAUAAAUGGAGAGAAAAACUCAGAGGGUAGUUCGUUCCCCCUCGUUGAAGAGGAGGAGUCGUGUUAUCCCAUUAAAUCAGCGUGUUCAACUUGAGCGUGUUAUUGGACUUACAGGAAGUUCUAAUGCUACCCUUGAUUGUGAUAUUAACACAGGAACUAUAGCCUAUCCUGCAGGAUGUGUGGUAGUGCUGUUAAAUGGAAAGAAACAAUCACAUAUAAUAAACUCUUGUAAGAAGACCAUCACAGCUGUAAAGUUCUCUAAAGAUGGCAAAAAUAUUGUCACAGGGGAGUGUGGUCAUCAGCCUGCAGUACGUGUAUGGGAUGUGGAAGAAAAAAUACAAGUGGCCGAAUUCUAUGGACACAAGUUUGGCAUUAACUGUGUGGCAUUUUCUCCAAAUAACAAAUACAUAGUGUCAAUAGGAUCUCAGCAUGAUAUGAUGGCCGCAGUUUGGAACUGGAAAACUGGCAAUAAAGUGGCAACAAACAAAAUAUCUAAUAAAGUUAGUGCUGUAGCCUUCUCAGAAGAUGGUUCCAUGUUUGUUACAGUGGGUAAUAGACAUGUAAAAUUCUGGUACCUGGCGAGUAGUAAAUCUAAGAUAUUAAACGAGACGGUUCCAUUAUCUGGCAGGUCAGGCAUCUUAGGAGAAUUAAAGAAUAAUUUCUUUACUGAUGUUGUUUGUGGGAAGAACAAAUCAGUUUUCUGUAUAACACAGUCUGGUUAUUUAUGUAACUUUAAUGAAAAAAGAUUGCUGGAGAAAUGGGCAGAACUUAGGACAACCUGUGCUAAUUGUGUGACGGCUGCUGCUGACUUUAUAUUUAUUGGUUGUGCCAACGGUGUUGUGAGAGUAUUUAGUGCCCAGAAUCUACAUUAUAUAGCCAAUCUACCACAUCCUCAUUAUUUAGGUGUAGAUGUCGCAUCAGCUCUUAAUCCAAGUCAAAUGGUUAGCCAGAAGAAGGAUGCUAAGUAUCCUGAUACCAUUGGAAUAAUAUAUGAUGAUUGGAAUAAAAAGGUGACCUGUAUAUAUAAUGAUCAUAGUAUGUAUAUAUGGGAUGUCCAUGACGUGAAGAAGAUUGGGAAGUCCAGAAGUUUUUUGUUCCAUAGUUCUUUCAUUUACAGUUUAGAGACAAGUCUGCCUAUUACAGAAGAUCAGAAACAGAUUCUCCCUCCAGGAUCAUUUAUAACAUGUUCUAGUGAUGAUACAGUCAGGAUCUGGAAUCUAGACCCUCAUAUGAAAGAUAUGAACAUUUAUAAAAGGAAUAUAUUUUCACAGGAAUUGCUGAAAGUUAUAUAUACAGAUCCAUCAUUGAAUUACUUGAGAGAUGUGAAUUACAAUCCAGCUGGAGGUACUGAUAAAACAGAUACCAAUUAUGAUGAUAAGAAUGGCAUUAGAUCUUUGUGUAUCAGUCCUGAUUCUAAACACUUAGCUUCUGGCGACAGAAUUGGUAAUAUAAGAAUACAUGAUUUAGAAACCAUGCAAGAGGUAGCUACAAUAGAGGCCCAUGACCAGGAAGUCUUAUGUCUACAGUAUAGUAACUUUAAAUUAGGUCCAAAGUUGUUGGCCACAAGCAGUAGGGACAGAAUGUUACAUGUAUUUGAUGUAGAACAGAAUUAUAAACUGUUACAAACUCUAGAUGACCAUUCAUCAUCUAUAACGGCUGUCAGAUUUACUCAGACGGAGAAACAAUUAAAGAUGCUCAGUUGUGGAGCAGACAAAUCAUUACUCUUUAGAAAUGCUCAAAUGGAUCCAGACCUACAGUUCACUUUAGACCAACAUCUUGUGGGUAAAACUACAAUCUAUGAUAUGGUUAUAGACCCAACAGAGAAGUUUGCUGCUACAGCCUGCCAGGAUAGGAAUAUAAGGAUAUAUUCAAUAAAGACCUCCAAACAGAGGAAGAAUUACAAAGGAACCAUUGGAGAUGAUGGUGUCCUAAUGAAGUUAUCAUUAGAUCCCUCAGGAACUUAUUUUGCCACUAGUUGUACCGUGGAUAAGAGUAUCACCAUUAUUGACUAUGCCACGGGAGAAAUCCAAGCCUCCAUGAUCGGACAUGCAGAAACUAUCAGCAGUAUAAAGUUCACCAACAAUCUCAAACAUCUGAUUUCUGUAUCAGCUGAUGGGUGUAUAUUUGUAUGGAGAUUACCGCCAGAGAUGACCAACAUGAUGCAGAACAGAUUACAGGACCUGGGUAACAUGUAUCAGGAGGCUGAAGUAACAACUAACAACAAUAAUAAUGAAACUGCUAAACCAAGUGUACCUGUGCCAGGAGAUUCAGAGUUUAAAACUCCAAGUAAGAUAUUAGCUGAGCUAAAUGAAUACAACCAAAAGCAGCAGCAGCAACCUACCAAACAACAUCCAGAACAACAGAAAGCUAAAGCUCCAUUAGACUACAGAUUUAGUAUAGGACAAUUACCUAAAUGGGCUAAAAACAAGUUUGGAAAUGAGAAAUCUAAAAGUCCUGAGCAGACAUCAGGUCAGCCAAAGGGAAGAUGGGCUGAGAGAUCAGAACAGAAAACUAUACUAGCACAGAUUGAUGGAAAGAAGGUGGAAAUUAAUACAAAAAUUGACCGAAACAUACGAAAAUUACCACCUGGUGAUGAUGAAGAGGAUGAUAUCCCCAACAUUAGGAGAGAGACCAUGGUUAUGUCACACCCAGAAAAUACUCCUAGGAAGAUACCAGUUAUAUUUGACGAUGAGAGUAACCAAGGUGAAGACGAUGAAGAUUUCUUCCCAUCAUUCCACAGGGAAGAUGACAGUCAUACCACAUGGGACGAGACAACCAUUGCAAGAAGUGACAGUAUGGAUGAAAUACAAGAUGGAGAUGUAAUAUAUCUACCUAGUGAAGAUACAUCCAGUACUAAUGAAAGUGCUUUCACAAUAUAUCCUGGAUUGGGAGAGAAUAGGAGACGAAGUCUGACUAACAAGAGUCAAGAUGCAGAAUCAGACAUGACAGAUCCUGUAUCAUUAGAAGACAUUGACAAUGAAAAUGAUAAUGAUUCAUUUCCUUCAAACCCAGUUACUCCCUCAGAUGAAGGAUUUCAGAAAACACAGAACAGGGAAAAGUUUAUGCAGGAUACCUUUGAAAACUUGGCAUUUUCUCCGAUCCCAAAAGACAGAUUUGAGAGAAGUUUGGAAGACUUGGAGAAACAGAAAGGAGAACAGCCAGAUCUCAGAAUGAGCUUAUCUGCAAGAUUUCAGUCUAAAAAUCCAAAGAGUAUGGCGGUACAACAGAAGUCCGACAAUUGGUAUGAUCACAUGUUAUCUGAACUAAAAGCCUUUAAGGAAACCUUUCAGAUAAAAAGGCCAAAGUCUUUUCAAAGAAGAAAAUCUGAAAUGGCUCGUACUGUUGAUGAAACCAGGAAGAAAAUUGAAGCUAUGGCAUGGAAGGAUGAAAGUCCAGAAUCAGAACAUGUGGAGAGUGCCCUGUCAUCACCUUGUCAUGAUUCAAAAGUGACCAAUAGCUUUUUGCCAAAGGAAGAGGACACUCAUAAACGAUCUCCAGCUUGGGAUAGAGAUUCAGAAACAGGAAGUGAAACGUCCAGCUCUGGGCGAAGCACGAAAUCUGACAAGAGGUCAUCAAGACCAUCUACCCUACGCUUAGGAAGAUCAGAAAGUUCUAAAACACUGAAUGAAACACCUAAGCGUGAACUGAGAUCUCAAUCACAAAGUGGACCCAGUACUCAUCGUUACAUGAAAAAGACUGAAAGUUCGAAAGCCAAAAUAAGCAAAACACCAUCAUCUUCAAAUAUUAUAAACACCCCUAAAAGUAUUGAAUUAUCUGAUAGUUCAGACACUUCAAAAUCAAAGGGACCAGUUGCCAAAAGGAGGAGUAAUUUUAUAAAGAAAAAAGGAUUUCAUGCAUCAUCCCCUAAUUUGAUGGAUAUUGAUGUGGAAUCAAGGGGGAGUAAAUCAAAUCUUUUGUCGUCUGCACGUCUAAAUUUGUCUAGUAGUACACCUGAUUUGUUAGAUAUAGACACGCCACCUUCAAGAUACUCUACAGGAACACCUAAACGACCUCCAAGGUCCUCAUCAUCCUCUCGUGGUGAAGGCAGUGUGUUGAAAGGUAGUGGCAGGUUGUCAUUGCCUGCUAAUCCACCAAAAGAAGCGGCAAAAUCAAAAUAUUCGAAAAAUGAUAAAGACUUAAUGCCACCUCCUCAAACAUUGCCAUCUAAAUUAAAAGAACAACCUAAAAAUGCAAAACAGGAUAUUUUCUUAAAAAGAGCAACUAUGGCUAAAAGACAGAACUCUAAUGAUUUGACUUUAGACCAGGCUAAAAGUAUACUCAUGGGCAAGUCUGGUAUAUUGGAAGAUAAAAAAUCAAAAGAAACUGAUGUUACUGCUGACAACAUUCGAAAGACUCGUUCUAACUCUAAAUUCCCUUCACAUUCCAAUUCUUCAACAUAUCCAGAAUUUUCCUCAAAUCAGGAUCAUUUAAGUGAUCCCAAAUUAGUGGGUAUAGCUACUGAAAUAGAAACAACAGUGUCAGAACUAAGGAGAAAGAGUAUAAUUGAUCAAGCUUUUCAGAAUUUAACCGAUUUAGAUGCUAGUCCUUAUGAAAUUCCAGAAAGGGAUAGUUCACCAAGACAAUUGAAAUUUAAUAAUUCUGCUGAUUCUCAAGACAAUAUUCCUGCUAAUUCUUCAUCCCAUUCCAAAGACAAUAGUGCUAUUAAUUCAUCAAAAGAUUCCAAUACAGGACUAUCGGAGGAGGACAUUUCUUUAGGUGUACGUGAACGUAUUGCCAUGUUAAAUGCUCAUUCUUCUCCUCGGUCUGAUGGUUCGUCUCCCAGAUGUUCUAGUCCACGGAUUACUAGUUCUACUAAAAUUAACCUAAAUUCUUCUACAAAACAUCAAACAAAAACAGUAUCUAACAGUCAUUCAGACUCAACAAAUUUGAGUCAGCCAGCAGGCUUAAAUCUGAGUCCACCUAAUUCGUCUGGAAUUGGUUCCAGUUUGGAUUCCGACACAGCAGCUAAGAUGUUUUCAUCAAGUGAAGCCCUUAGUCCACCUAGUUGUAGCGAUGAGAUCUCAGAUAAAACAGAAUCAACUAUUACCAUAUCAGAGAAAUCCAUUGACCUUGUAGAAAUCUUGAAAAAGGUUCAAGGUUUAGAAAAAAGGGUAACAUUUUUAGAAGAGGAGGGAGAAAAGAAAGAUGAAAGGAUUGGCCACUUAGAAGCUCAGAUAAGACAGUUUAUAGAUAAUUGAAACUGAAACAAGAAAUUCAACUUUUAAGGAUGCAACUGUCCAGGACCAGCACUGAUGAUGGUUGCCAUGGAAAAGAAAGAUGCCGAGAGAUUAUCACUAAAUAUAAAACGAGUUUAUACAGCAGAUACUAGUAUCAUAAAAAAAGACUUUUUGUAAAUCAAGGCAUUGAUUGUUUUAAAAGACUAUCAUAUACCUAGUCCUGAAAAUAUAAUAAUAUUUUUUAAAGUUAAUUCUGUAUCUGUCUGAUUCGUUUCCAAAAUACCAAUACUUAUUUGGAGAGAAAAUUAAAAUUAAAUGAUGAAUGAUUUUUGGAAAACCUUUUUUCAAUUUUGCUUUCAGUUUUUGGAGGUUGGUCAAACU
This is a messenger RNA of Mytilus trossulus (common blue mussel), 5797 nucleotides long. Its product is annotated as mitogen-activated protein kinase-binding protein 1-like. NCBI's taxonomy places the organism in Eukaryota, Metazoa, Mollusca, Bivalvia, Mytilida, Mytilidae. Gene Ontology annotation, cellular component: mitotic spindle. Gene Ontology annotation, molecular function: protein binding. Gene Ontology annotation, biological process: centriole replication. The record is from RefSeq and is a predicted model, not a curated record. The transcript is spliced from 36 exons. Bases 245 to 5437 code for a protein of 1730 amino acids.